Sphaerodactylus townsendi is the source of this 1554-nucleotide messenger RNA. Its product is annotated as basic proline-rich protein-like. The transcript has 2 exons. The record is from RefSeq and is a predicted model, not a curated record. The annotation marks the transcript as partial. Lineage: Eukaryota; Metazoa; Chordata; Lepidosauria; Squamata; Sphaerodactylidae.
CCCCCCCCCCCCCCCCCCACCCCCCCCCCCCCCCCCCCCCCCCCCCCCCCCCCCCCCCCCCCCCCCACCCCCCCCCCCCCCCACCCCCCCCCCCCCCCACCCCCCCCCCCCCCCACCCCCCCCCCCCCCCACCCCCCCCCCCCCCCACCCCCCCCCCCCCCCACCCCCCCCCCCCCCCACCCCCCCCCCCCCCCACCCCCCCCCCCCCCCACCCCCCCCCCCCCCCACCCCCCCCCCCCCCCACCCCCCCCCCCCCCCACCCCCCCCCCCCCCCACCCCCCCCCCCCCCCACCCCCCCCCCCCCCCACCCCCCCCCCCCCCCACCCCCCCCCCCCCCCACCCCCCCCCCCCCCCACCCCCCCCCCCCCCCACCCCCCCCCCCCCCCACCCCCCCCCCCCCCCACCCCCCCCCCCCCCCACCCCCCCCCCCCCCCACCCCCCCCCCCCCCCACCCCCCCCCCCCCCCACCCCCCCCCCCCCCCACCCCCCCCCCCCCCCACCCCCCCCCCCCCCCACCCCCCCCCCCCCCCACCCCCCCCCCCCCCCACCCCCCCCCCCCCCCACCCCCCCCCCCCCCCACCCCCCCCCCCCCCCACCCCCCCCCCCCCCCACCCCCCCCCCCCCCCACCCCCCCCCCCCCCCACCCCCCCCCCCCCCCACCCCCCCCCCCCCCCACCCCCCCCCCCCCCCACCCCCCCCCCCCCCCACCCCCCCCCCCCCCCACCCCCCCCCCCCCCCACCCCCCCCCCCCCCCACCCCCCCCCCCCCCCACCCCCCCCCCCCCCCACCCCCCCCCCCCCCCACCCCCCCCCCCCCCCACCCCCCCCCCCCCCCACCCCCCCCCCCCCCCACCCCCCCCCCCCCCCACCCCCCCCCCCCCCCACCCCCCCCCCCCCCCACCCCCCCCCCCCCCCACCCCCCCCCCCCCCCACCCCCCCCCCCCCCCACCCCCCCCCCCCCCCACCCCCCCCCCCCCCCACCCCCCCCCCCCCCCACCCCCCCCCCCCCCCACCCCCCCCCCCCCCCACCCCCCCCCCCCCCCCCCCCCCCACCCCCCCCCCCCCCCACCCCCCCCCCCCCCCACCCCCCCCCCCCCCCACCCCCCCCCCCCCCCACCCCCCCCCCCCCCCACCCCCCCCCCCCCCCACCCCCCCCCCCCCCCACCCCCCCCCCCCCCCACCCCCCCCCCCCCCCACCCCCCCCCCCCCCCACCCCCCCCCCCCCCCACCCCCCCCCCCCCCCACCCCCCCCCCCCCCCACCCCCCCCCCCCCCCACCCCCCCCCCCCCCCACCCCCCCCCCCCCCCACCCCCCCCCCCCCCCACCCCCCCCCCCCCCCACCCCCCCCCCCCCCCACCCCCCCCCCCCCCCACCCCCCCCCCCCCCCACCCCCCCCCCCCCCCACCCCCCCCCCCCCCCACCCCCCCCCCCCCCCACCCCCCCCCCCCCCCACCCCCCCCCCCCCCCACCCCCCCCCCCCCCCACCCCCCCCCCCCCCCACCCCCCCCCCCCCCCACCCCCCCCCCCCCCCACCCCCCCCCCCCCCCACCCCCCC